AUGGUCUUGCCAUCACUCUUCGUCACAGCCAUGCUCGGUUUAUUCACCGCCACUGCCUCCGCCCAGCAGUUCCUAGGGAUUGUCGAGACCAACCCGACAUACUUCGACAGUAGAAACUGCUACGAUGGCGCCAAGUCAUAUUCCAUCGUCAACUUCGGUACCCAGCACGCCCCUACUGUGGGCUCGUCCUGUACCGGUAAAGGCACCGUCCUCUCCACCGUCCGCGGGUUGGACAGCAAGUUGGACACGUCUUGCACGGACGGCAAGUGGACGAAUGGGUACAAGGUGUGCGUUGUUAUUGGCGGUGUAAUCACUAUACGCGAUGCGAGUGGGAGGUCGCAGCUUUGCUCUUCGGAUGAUACUACUAUCUAUAAUUGCCCGGAUGUUCCGCCAGCAUGCUGGACUAACAAGGUGAGGAAGUAUCAGUGUGUUGGGUUUUGGAUGUGAUGAGUUUAAGAAGAGGAGGGAGAAUGGAUGGA
Molecule: messenger RNA, 479 nt
Organism: Podospora bellae-mahoneyi
Lineage: Eukaryota; Fungi; Ascomycota; Sordariomycetes; Sordariales; Podosporaceae
Exons: 2
Coding region: 1-447 (148 amino acids)
Source: RefSeq, a predicted model, not a curated record